ACAAGUCAUAACUCUUCUUCAAAAUUAUUCAUCUUUGCUCAAAUGGAUACCAUUACAGUGUCAGUGGCAACAACAUCCUCGUACUCUUAUGAUGUUUUCCUCAGUUUUCGGGGUGAGGAUACCCGCACAGGUUUCACUGGUUACCUUUAUCAUGCUUUGUCUGAAAAGGGAAUCAACACCUUCAUGGAUGAUCAAGAGCUUUGCCAAGGGGAACAAAUCACGCCUUCUCUGAUGAGGGCAAUUCAAGGAUCCAGAAUUGCAAUAGUGAUAUUCUCAGAAAACUAUGCAUCAUCUAGUUUUUGUUUGGAAGAACUUGUGAAGAUCAUGGAGUGCAUCAAACACAAGGGAAGGUUGGUUUGCCCUGUUUUUUAUCAUGUGGAUCCAUCUGAUGUGAGAUACCAAAAAGGGUGUUAUGGAGAAGCACUAGCCAAGCAUGAAACAAGAAUCAUUGACAAGGAGAAGGUCAAAAGGUGGAGGCUUGCUUUGCAAGAAGCAGCAAAUCUCUCUGGUUGGCACUUCCAACAUGGGUAUGAAUAUGAGUUCAUAAGGAAGAUCAUUCAAGAGAUCUCUAAAAGGAUUAAUCGUAUCCCUUUAUAUAUUGCUAAUUACCCAGUUGGGUUAGAGUGUCGAGUGCAAAAGGUAAACUCACUACUUGAUGUUGCAUCAAAUGAUGGGGUCCACAUGGUAGGGAUUAGUGGAAUCGGUGGGAUAGGUAAAACGACACUUGCGUGUGCAGUGUACAAUUGCAUUGCUGAUCAAUUUGAGGGUCUUUGUUUUUUGGCUGACAUUAGAGACAAUUCAAGGAAGCAUGGGUUGGUACAACUUCAGGAGACACUUCUUUCUGAUUUGGUCGGGGAGAAGGACAUUGAGUUGGGGAAUGUAAAGAAAGGGAUUCCAGUAAUCAAAAGUAGGCUCUGUCAUAAAAGAAUUCUUUUGAUUUUGGAUGAUGUUGACAACUUGGAUCAAUUGAAAGCACUUGCUGGUGGACAUGAUUGGUUUGGUUCUGGUAGCAGAAUUAUUAUAACAACAAGGGACAAGCAUUUGCUACGUGUUCAUGAUGUUGAAAGAAUCUAUGAAGUAGAAGGAUUAAAUCAUAAAGAAGCCCUUGAAUUGUUUAUUUGGAGUGCUUUCAAAAGAAAAGAUGUUAAACCAACUUAUGUGGACAUUUCAGAGAGAGUAAUUAUGUAUUCAAAUGGCCUUCCAUUGUCUCUUGAAAUAAUAGGAUCUGACUUAUAUGGUAAAACGGUGUCUGAAUGGAAAUCUGCAUUAGACACUUAUGAAAGAAUUCCUCAUGAAAAUAUUCAGGGAAUCCUAAGAGUAAGCUAUGAUGGCUUAAAGGAAUUUGAGAAGGAAAUUUUUUUAGACAUGGCCUGCUUCUUUAAAGGAUAUAAGCUAAGUGAUGCCACAGACAUACUAUGUAGUGGUCGUGGCUUUUCUCCAGACUAUGCUAUCCAGGUUUUAAUUGAUAAGUGUCUCUUGAACAUUGUUCAAUGUCGUGUGAGAAUGCAUAGCCUGAUUGAGAAUAUGGGUAGAGAAAUUGUACGGCUGGAAUCACCCUCAAAGCCAGGUGAACGCAGUAGAUUAUGGUUCUCUAGAGAUAUUCUUCAUGUAUUAAAAGAAAACAAGGGAACGGACAAAAUUGAGUUCAUCAUGCUGCAUUUACUCAAAGAUAAAGAAGUAAAAUGGAAUGGAAAAGCAUUAAAGAAGAUGGAAAACCUUAAAAUAUUGGUCAUAGAAAAUGGUAGCUUUUCGAGAGGACCUAGUUAUCUCCCAAAAAGUUUAAGAGUGCUAAAAUGGUGUGGAUAUCCUGAACCAUCGCUGCCAGCUCAUUUUGAUCCAAAGAAUCUUGCCAUACUGGACUUGUCCAUGGGUUUCUUUUCAUUCGACAAUCAACUGAUCAUGAAAUUUAAGUCUUUAACGGAAAUGAAGUUAAGCGGUUGCCAAUUUUUAAAUCAAGUACCUAACUUGUCUGGAGCACAAAAUUUGAAGAAACUGCAUCUUGAUAAUUGCAAGAAUUUAGUUGAAGUUCAUGAUUCUAUUGGAUUCCUUGAUAAACUUGAAGAUUUGAAUCUUAAUUAUUGCUCUAGUCUCAAGGUUCUUCCUCAAGGCAUCUACUUAACUUCUCUUAAAACGUUGUCCCUUAGAUAUUGUACAGCUCUCAAGAGUUUUCCAGAAAUUCUAGGGAAGAUGGAGAACACAAGGUACGUUGGUUUGAGUGCUAGUUCCAUAAGAGAAUUGCCUUUUUCAAUUGGAAAUCUUGUUGGGCUCGCAAUCCUGUCUUUGGAAAGGUGCAACGGACUUGUUGAACUACCAAGUAGUAUUUUUACAUUGCCAAAGCUUGAGACCUUGCAAGUUAACAGUUGUGAGGGGCUUACACAAAUAAAGAAAGACAAAGCUCAAGAGUUGGAAACAUUUUCUUUAUGUGUGAGAGAUGCCAGUUCCGUUUUGGUUGAAAGAGAAGCUAGAUUUUCAAGAUGCUCAAUGACAGAUGCAUUUCUUGCUACACUUCUUCCUUGCUUGCAUUAUGUGACAGUGUUAUCCCUUAGAUGUAGCAAUAUUACAAUCCUUCCAUCAUCCAUCAAGGCAUGUCAGUAUUUGAGGAUACUUAACUUGAAUGAAUGCAAGGAGCUUAGAGAAAUCUGUGGGCUGCCGCCAAACAUAAGAUAUCUUUCAGCAAUAAAUUGCCUGUUGUUGACUUCCCAGUCAAAGGAAAUGUUGCUGACAGAGGCACUACACAGGGCCAGAGGCACACUUUUCUGUUUUCCAAGUCCAGGAUCAGCUGUCCAAGGUUUGUUCAAUCAUUGUAGCAAGGAACCAUCUCUGUCCUUUUGGUUCCAUAAAAAGUUCCCUGCAAUAACUCUCUGCAUCGAUGAAUUUUCAAGCUGUUAUCCUCGCUUUGAGCUGGACCUGAUCAUUAAUAGCAGUCAAGGGUUCUCAAAGUUUUUCAUUGUUAGGUCUACAGUUUAUCAUUCACUUCAGACAAAUCAUACAACUUUGUUCGAUCUGCAGUUCAAGUUUUGCAGCGGCCAAUUCAAAGGAUUAUUUACUGAGAAUGGAUGGAACCAUGUUGAGAUUUUGUUAUCAGAAAAUGCAACAUCAGAAGUGGAAUGGAUGGGAGUUCAUGUACAGGAACAAAACACAAGCAUGGCAGAUAUUAGUUUUACAAAUCCUGAUCCUGAGCCUCCAAUAGUUAUAGUAGAAAAAAAUAGAAGGGUCGUACGCAGAUUUAAAAGAUCAUGAAAAAUAGUCAAAAGUUCUGAUUAUGUUUAUCUCUAUUCUCCUCCAAUGUAUGACUUUCCUUGUUUUAAGUAUUUAAGAUAGGCAAGUAGUUGGGAAUCCUGAAAGUUAACAAUGCUUUUGAUUGUAUGAGUACAUACUUACUAAAAGGUUAACGAAUGUUUGCUUUCUUGUCUAGAAAAGGUAUUGAAUGAAUGACUUCUUCUGAUU
Molecule: messenger RNA, 3447 nt
Organism: Abrus precatorius (Indian licorice)
Lineage: Eukaryota; Viridiplantae; Streptophyta; Magnoliopsida; Fabales; Fabaceae
Product: TMV resistance protein N-like
Exons: 5
Coding region: 43-3240 (1065 amino acids)
Biological process (GO): signal transduction; defense response
Molecular function (GO): ADP binding
Source: RefSeq, a predicted model, not a curated record